Molecule: messenger RNA, 2513 nt
Organism: Aedes albopictus (Asian tiger mosquito)
Lineage: Eukaryota; Metazoa; Arthropoda; Insecta; Diptera; Culicidae
Product: zinc finger protein 79
Exons: 4
Coding region: 698-2251 (517 amino acids)
Biological process (GO): regulation of transcription by RNA polymerase II
Cellular component (GO): nucleoplasm
Molecular function (GO): RNA polymerase II cis-regulatory region sequence-specific DNA binding; DNA-binding transcription repressor activity, RNA polymerase II-specific
Source: RefSeq, a predicted model, not a curated record
CACAUACUCAAACGGAGGAAAAUAUCGAUCUCACACAAGCACUCUUUAUAAAGAAAGUAGCUAUUUAAUUCUUCCACACAUAAUUUUCAAUCGAUUUUACGAGGAUGUCCAUGUAAAAUUAUAUAAAUCAUUUCCAGAAUAGGAUAUUCAAAAUUAAAAUGUUCAACGUGUCCAUCCCACUGUUCCCUGCAUCCACAUUAAUAACGCAAAGUGGAGAAGAACAACGCGCCGACCAUAAAGCGAGAAGAGACCGAGAAAACUUCAGAAGCAGCAUCCAGCACCCGUCUUCGACUGAAGAAGCAUGUGUGAGGAAAAGUGGGAUACAAAUUAUUCGGACUUAAUCUUUUUGUAUCUGUCACUCAUCUCGCAUCAACACCGUCCGUUCCAUCUCGUGCUGGACCGAGGCGUGGUGGCGCGCGCAGCAUCCUCGUGAGAGAUACCUGAUUAAGUCCGCGAGAGUGUCGAGAUCUCGUCAACCACGGAGACUUCUCUGACGGUUGACUCAAUCGUAAUCAAACAGUUUAUCUAAGUAAACAGACGUUAAUGGUUGCUCAAGCGCGCGCGCUCCAACGGCUCCCGUGCGUAAGCGUGAUCUUUUCGGAUGCUGCUGUUUGAAUAUUACACGUGUGCAAAGAACUGUGAUUAAUUCUUGGGUGAUUUGAAGUGUCCGGAACCAGAUCGGUCGAUCGUGUAUACUAUGGGAUUUAGUGAUAUCAAAAUGAGCGAUUUGAACUUUCUUCCUAAAAAGCAUACCAACUUUAGUAUUGAAAACAUAUUGCUGCGAAAUAAUGCAACAGCUACCUCAAGGACACUCGAAUUAGAACAAAAAGUGGAUCUAACAGUGAAGACCUGCAUCAAAUACGAACAGGAUGACCUCAAAAGUGUUUCCACCGUGUUAUCAGCGUCGCCGGCCUCAUCGUCUUCGUCGUCAUCACAAUCAUCCAAUCAACGUCCCCUGAAUCGUGUUCUAGCCAAUCCCUGGUGCUCCCGGGGACCGUUAAUGUUUGACCCAAAGAUCAUCGCCGGCGCGAAACCAACGACGGUCAUCGAGUCCACGGUGGCACAAACUACAGUAACGGCAGCAUCUACGGUGGCGUCGACGAUGGCACCCGUCUCCACUGGCCCUUUGAUACCGCUGAUAAAAACGGAAGUCGAGAGAAAAGUGAUGCUAAGCACGUAUGCUAAUAGCAGUGUAAUUGAACGAAACAGAUUAUCUAUCAAUUAUCCCUAUCCGGUCGGGUUUUUCAAUGCUUAUGCUGCGGCAGCAUCGAUGGCGACCCAUCAUCAUCACCAUCCUCAGCCACCGCAGCCAAGUGGCGCAGUUCCGACGGUCCUUAGCAGCUUGUACCAAAUCGAGAAAAGUGAUGAAAACCAAAACAGUAUUUUUAGUGCAACGAGUAAUAGUUCUGGCAGUACGAUAUGCACCGCCGGUAACAACCACUCUAGUGAUAUACAUCCUUUCUUCGGAAUGGACAGCGCCGAUAUGCUAGGAUACGGUUUAGUGCCGAGACAAACAUCACCCGUCGGCUCUUUUCCAAUCGGCUUCUCUGAAUUUUCGUUCCAAUGCCAAAUCUGUGAUAAGAUAUUUGGGAAUGAGGAUACGCUGACGACUCACGAAAAAACGCAUAAAUCACCUCGUUUCGAGUGCGAGGAAUGCGGCAAAGGUUUUUCCCAGUUGCGGAACUACAAAUACCACAUUUCCGUUCAUCGUGGCACGAAAGAAUUUGCCGCCAAAUGUCCCGAGUGCGGCAAGGUGUUCAACGACAAAGGCUACCUCAGCAGUCAUCUGAAGAUACACCGCAACAAGAAGGAAUACGCCUGUCCGCACUGUCCCAAGUCGUUCAACCAGCGGGUGGCAUUCAACAUGCACGUGCGGAUUCAUACGGGUGUCAAACCGCACAAAUGCAACGAGUGUGGGAAGCGAUUUUCUAGGAAAAUGUUAUUGAAACAACACUUGCGUACGCAUUCUGGUGAAAAACCAUAUCAGUGCUCAGUGUGCGGCAAAAGUUUUGCUGAUCGUAGCAAUAUGACCCUGCAUCAUCGGCUGCACUCGGGUAUAAAACCCUUCGCUUGCCCUAUUUGUCCAAAGGCAUUCACCAAGAAGCACCACCUGAAGACACAUCUCAACUAUCACACGGGUUAUAAACCAUACAAAUGUCCUCAUCCGAAUUGUGGCCAAACGUUUACACAGUCCAGCAACAUGAGGACGCAUGCAAAGAAAUGCCAAUUUAAACCGCCGGACCAAGCAUAACGAGUUCACAGAUGAGACUGAUACAUUAUGUUGAACAUUCAAAUUUAGUAACAGCGUUAGACUGUAAAUAUUUCUAUAUUUAUUAUUUAUUUAGUUUCAAUACAAAAGAUAUGCUCAGUUUAUUAGGAUUUUAAAGAAAUGAAAAGGAAGCCUUGAACUGUUCAUGUCAAUUGCAAUAAAUUACAACAUUUAUAAGCUACUUGCUCAUGACAGAAUUUAAAUUUAUAAGAAUGUUCCAACCUGUGAAGAUCUGCACUGUGAA